Molecule: messenger RNA, 1417 nt
Organism: Propithecus coquereli (Coquerel's sifaka)
Lineage: Eukaryota; Metazoa; Chordata; Mammalia; Primates; Indriidae
Product: membrane-spanning 4-domains subfamily A member 14-like
Exons: 3
Biological process (GO): cell surface receptor signaling pathway
Cellular component (GO): plasma membrane
Source: RefSeq, a predicted model, not a curated record
GGAAUUUUAUCAGUCUUACUGAUCAUCAGUUUAGCAGAGCUCAGCAUCUCUGUGACUAUUGCAUGCUUUAGAAGCAAGUGCUGGAUACAUUCAGAUGAGGUUGUGUUUUUCUUGCCUUCGGAUAUUCCUCCAAAUAGUGAACAACCUGUCCCAGAACAAAAUGCUCAGUUACAAUUUGAGCUUCAAGAGGAGUCUUCCAGUGAUGAUACAACAAUGAACCUGCAAUCCUUUUUCUUUGGAGGCUAUGCUUUCUUCAAGUUAAGAAUCACAAGCAGUUCUUUAGCCUCCCAACCCAGGUCACACACACAUAAUAAAAAUAUUUACCACACAGGUUCUGCAUCUGUGUCAGAUGAACAACAGCAAAGUAUCCCUCCACCUUCAGAGGAAGAACCUUUGCCUCCAGUUUUAGAAAGAAAGCCCUCAGAAAAUAUUAUGCACAUUCAGGAAGACCCUACAUUUGAACGAUUAAAAGGUGAAGACCUACAACUUGCUAUUGAUCAACCUCCCAAAAUGCAAACCCAAUUGGCUCAGGACCAAGCCUUGCCUCUCCAAGUUUUGCCAUUCCAUUCUGAACUAAAACUCCAACAAUUAUCACCUGAAGACUUGCCAUCUCAACCUCUGCCAGUACAAGCCCUGCCAGUUCAAGACCUGCCAGUACAAAACAUGCUAUCUCAAUCCCCAUCAUCCCACGGUAUACAGUCUUUUGACCUGACAGCUGAAGACUUGCCCUCCCAAUAUACACCAUCCCAAGACACAUCAUCCCAAGACACGCCUUUCCAAGAUGUACUAUCCCAAAACACACCAUCUCAAGACAUGUCUUCCCAAGAUAUGCUGUCCCAAGCUCUGUCAAAAGCCAUGCUAUCUGAAGCCUCAACACCCAAUAUUGAGCAGUUCCCUAAUGUGAAAUACCUACUUCAGCAAUCCCCAGAUCUUCAACCACAAAACAGUCAACCUCAAAACCUGGAACUUUUACAAAUACCAUAUGAAGACAUUCAAUCAGAAGUCAUGGAAGAGACCAAAAAGUGGGAAUCUGCGGAGGAACUCCACAGAAAGAAAUCCUCAAGAAGACAUUCCUUAGCCCAGCAAACCAAAGGCUACCAGUCCCCAAGAAGGAAUUCCUUAGACCAGCAAACCAAAGGCUACCAGUCCCCAAGAAGAAAUUCCUUAGAUCCACAAACCAAAAGCUGGCAAUCUCCAAAACGGAAAGCCCUAGAGAAGCAAAUCAGACUCUUGCUAUCCCAAAAGAGGAAAUCCCUUGAUAAACAAACUGAAUAUCCUCAAACUCCAGAGCAACUGCGAGAUCAGCAGCACGCUGAUGUCCACCAGGCCAAAGGGGAGCAAGCCCCAAAGGGACAGCUCAAAGUUGGGCAAAAGAAGGACCACCAGGCUGAAAAGGAGCAAAGCCCAAAGAAACAAA